AUGCGGUGCCGGCUGACGCGACUUGCUGCGGCGACGCUCUGCGGGUGCACGUUGCGGAAAGCACGGCGUAGCGCGGCGACAGGCAAGAUGCAGUUGGACGUCUCCAAGGCGGGGCUUGCCGGCGUGAACAAGGCGCAUGUGAACGCAGUGAUCGAAAAGUGCACCAAGGGAUCAGCGUUUUACAUGAAUGAAAAGCGCAUGGAGUCGCAGCGAGAGAAGCGCAACGCAAGUUUGUGCACCAAAUCCAAAAAAUACCGUCUUCUCUCAGCAUCCGCAAGACAGUCGUUGAUGAAAACAGUGUCGGCAUGCGAGGCGGAGCUGGAGGCUGGGAGGCGGUUUGGUAAUUACGUGCACGUGGACAUGGACAUGUUCUACGCCGCGGUGGAGAUGAAGAAGAACCCGUCGCUGGCGGAGGUGCCGCUCGGCGUCGGCAGCGUUGCGAUGCUGUCUACGACGAACUACGUUGCGCGGCGCUACGGCGUGCGCUCCGGGAUGCCGGGCUUCAUCGGCAGGAAGUUGUGUCCGGCACUCGUCAUUGUGCCGACCGACUUCGACGCGUACCGUGCGGAGGCGGCGGUGGUGCGCGGCAUCGCCGCCGAGUACGACCCGCACUUCAUAAGCGUUGGCCUCGACGAGCUGACGAUGGAGGUGAGCGCGCACCUGCAGCAGAACCCUGGCAUGACGGCAGCAGACGUUGCGGCGGAGUUCCGCGCGCGUGUGGUGGCCGAGACGCAGUUGACGGCGAGCGCCGGCAUCGCCCCGACUGCGACGCUAUCGAAGAUCGCGUCUAACUACAAGAAGCCGAACGGCCAGCACGAACUGCGCCUGCGGACACGCGAGGACGUGAUCGCCUUCAUGAAGGACCUGCCGGUGCGUGAGAUCCCGGGAAUUGGGCCUGUUCAAAACAGCAUGCUGGCCUCACUCGGUAUACGCACCUGCGGCGCGAUUCAUCGGCAGAAGUACAAACUGUGUUAUGUGUUCCCGGGUAAGACGUUCGAGUUUUACCUGUCGGCCGCGCUCGGCGUAAUGCAGAGCGGUGCGGACCGUAUGCGGGCGGACCGUGCGCAAAAGACGGUCGGUCACGAGGUUACCGUUAGACGUCGAUUGAAGAAUGAAGCGGAGUUGAAGCAUGUUGUACUGAAGGCACUUGCACUGGCUCACGACGCACUGCUGCGUCAGCGCAAGGCGGCUCGCCGCAUUACACUGCGCUUAAAGCGGCGCUCCUUUGAGGACCACCAGUACAGCGUGACGUUGGAUUCAGCCACGAAUGACAUGACUCUUCUGUGGCGUGAGACACAAAAGCUCUUACAGCCACACCUCACAUCGUUUGAUGACUUUCGUCUCGCAGGAGUGCGGUUAGGGAAGCUGCAGAUGGUGCCGGAACGACACCUACCGGCGCGAAAGGGGAAUGCACAGAUUGUUUCACGUUUCACUACACAACCGUUGGAGCCGGGGCGGCGCACAGGAGCAACGAGACGUAUAGUUAUAUAG
Molecule: messenger RNA, 1491 nt
Organism: Trypanosoma grayi
Lineage: Eukaryota; Euglenozoa; Kinetoplastea; Trypanosomatida; Trypanosomatidae
Product: DNA polymerase kappa
Exons: 1
Coding region: 1-1491 (496 amino acids)
Biological process (GO): error-prone translesion synthesis
Cellular component (GO): nucleus
Molecular function (GO): damaged DNA binding; DNA-directed DNA polymerase activity
Source: RefSeq, a predicted model, not a curated record